Molecule: messenger RNA, 732 nt
Organism: Colletotrichum higginsianum IMI 349063
Lineage: Eukaryota; Fungi; Ascomycota; Sordariomycetes; Glomerellales; Glomerellaceae
Product: Cell wall protein
Exons: 2
Coding region: 1-732 (243 amino acids)
Cellular component (GO): extracellular region
Source: RefSeq, a predicted model, not a curated record
AUGAAGUUCUUCGCCCCCAUCGUCCUCCUCGCCGCCGGCGCCAUCGCCGCCCCGAGCCCCAGCGAGCUUUGCGAGCGCGAGCUGAGCACCGUCAACACCAUCAUGACCACCGUCCUCAACGGCAUCCAGAGCCUCGACGGCUCCAUUUGCGCUUACUCGGGCGGUCCGGGCAAGGAGCUCGAGGACGCUUCUGCCACCAUGCUCACCAUCAUCCGCACCGCCACUUACAACGCCGCCGCCAUGCUGCCCCUGACCAUGGACGAGGCCAUCGCCUUCCAGCCUCUGUCCGACCAGCUCAACGCCGCCGGUGACAAGCUGCUCGUCGACCUCAGCGACAAGGUCCCGCUCUUCGCCAAGAGCGGCGCCUGCGACAGCACCCUCACCUGGGUUGCCCAAGUCGGCGGCAACGUCAACACCCUCAUGACCACCAUCUCCACCAAGUUCCCUGCCGGCGGCAAGGGCGGCGACGAGAUCAAGCACUUUAACGGCAUCUUCGCCGAGAUGCAGGAUAAGCUUGCCACCUGCUCCACGGGCGGCAAGGGCUCCGGCUCUGGCUCCGGCUCCGGCUCCGGCUCCGGCACCAAGAUCGUCGAUGGCAACGGCACCCAGGGCAACGGCACCCGGGGCGGCUCGCCCACUUCCACCAUCCGCCCCGUCGUCACCGCCGGCGCUGCCCUCAUGACCAUCUCCGGAGCUGGCCUGGCCGCUGCUGUUGCCGCCUUCAUCCUCUAA